Wyeomyia smithii (pitcher-plant mosquito) is the source of this 1138-nucleotide messenger RNA. Its product is annotated as cathepsin B-like. Gene Ontology annotation, molecular function: cysteine-type endopeptidase activity. Bases 61 to 1095 code for a protein of 344 amino acids. The record is from RefSeq and is a predicted model, not a curated record. The transcript has a single exon. Gene Ontology annotation, cellular component: lysosome. Lineage: Eukaryota; Metazoa; Arthropoda; Insecta; Diptera; Culicidae.
UCAUCCUCGCCAGUCACGUUGCAGGCUUCAGGCGUUGGGUGAACACACCGAAUCGUGGCAAUGAUUCGAACACUACUGCUACUGGCCUUGUGCCACGCCGCUUUGUGUCAAACCGGCAUGGGCAUUGGAUCGCCACUAUUGUCACCGUCGUCAUCGGCUCAGUUAUCAAACUCCUUCGCCAGCAAAAUAAACAAUCUCACUAAGACCUGGACUGCCGGUCGAAACUCGCUGCCGGAUGCUUUCUAUCGCAGUGGUGUUCGGCUAGAUCAGUUGGAGAGUACACGUCUUGCGACGGGAAUCUUGGUGCUGAAGUCUAAAGUGCAGCUGCCAGAAUCUUUCGACGCACGGAAGCAAUGGCCGAAUUGUCCGAGCAUCCGGGAAAUCCGUAAUCAGGGAUGCUGUGGAUCGUGCUGGGCUAUUUCAGCUGCCUCAGUGAUGACCGAUCGAUGGUGUAUUCAUUCCGAAAACAAUACUCAGUUCAGUUUCGGUACGUUCGAUCUGCUUGCUUGCUGCGAGGAGUGCGGCGAAGGUUGCCACGGUGGAAGUUUGGGACCAGCUUGGACGUACUGGGUAGAGCAUGGAGUUUCGAGUGGAGGUCCCCAUAAUUCCAGAAUAGGAUGCCAUCCGUAUCCAAUUGACGUUUGCCGAAGCCGGGAUGAUAUGGCUCCGACGCCAAAGUGUGUGCGGACGUGUCAAGCGACUUACAACCAAACAGACGUAAUGCGAGAUGUUCGUUUCGGCCGCGAGGCCUAUUCGGUUCCUAUGGACGAAACGCGGAUUAAGGAGGAAAUCUUCAUGAACGGACCGGUUCAGGCCUCGUUCAAAGUGUACAAGGAUUUCCACGCGUACAAGAGUGGCGUCUACCGGCACGUCUGGGGUCCACUGGUGACUGGUCAUGCGAUUAAAAUCCUAGGAUGGGGUGUCGAAAAGGGCACAAAGUAUUGGCUGUGUGCGAACUCUUGGGGAGAAGACUGGGGCAGCAAUGGUCUGUUCAAAAUCAUUCGCGGUGAAAACCAUCUCGGCAUUGAACGGGAUAUUCACACUGGCUUACCAGAUUACCACAAACACGAAGAGAUGUUUAAUUUUGAUUAUUGAAUUAGAAUAAAAUCCCUCUAGCAUCUCGAACGUUUUAAUUAAA